GAAAGAUUUUUUGUUCAUUUGAUUUGAAUCAAUAAACCGAGAGAAAAAAAAAUGGGUAAGGAAAAGACUCAUAUUAACAUUGUCGUUAUCGGUCAUGUCGAUUCCGGUAAAUCUACCACCACCGGUCACUUGAUCUACAAGUGCGGCGGCAUUGACAAGCGUACCAUCGAGAAAUUCGAGAAGGAGGCCCAAGAAAUGGGCAAGGGUUCCUUCAAGUACGCCUGGGUUUUGGACAAAUUGAAGGCUGAACGUGAACGUGGUAUCACCAUCGAUAUUGCUUUGUGGAAAUUCGAGACUGCCAAGUACUACGUUACCAUCAUUGAUGCCCCGGGCCAUCGUGAUUUCAUCAAGAACAUGAUUACCGGAACAUCGCAAGCUGAUUGCGCUGUCUUGAUUGUUGCUGCUGGUACUGGUGAAUUCGAAGCCGGUAUCUCCAAGAACGGUCAAACUCGUGAACACGCCUUGUUGGCUUUCACCUUGGGUGUCAAGCAAUUGAUUGUCGGCGUCAACAAGAUGGAUUCUACCGAGCCCCCAUACAGCGAAGCUCGUUUCGAGGAAAUCAAGAAGGAAGUCUCCUCGUACAUCAAGAAGAUCGGUUACAACCCAGCUGGCGUCGCUUUCGUCCCCAUUUCCGGCUGGCACGGCGACAACAUGUUGGAAGCCUCCGACAAGAUGCCCUGGUUCAAGGGAUGGGCCGUCGAACGCAAAGAAGGCAAGGCUGAUGGCAAAUGCUUGAUCGAAGCCUUGGAUGCCAUCCUCCCGCCCCAACGCCCAACCGACAAACCCUUGCGUUUGCCCUUGCAAGAUGUCUACAAAAUCGGCGGUAUUGGCACAGUACCCGUGGGUCGUGUCGAAACUGGUGUCUUGAAGCCCGGCAUGGUUGUCGUCUUUGCUCCAGUUAAUUUGACCACUGAAGUCAAAUCCGUUGAAAUGCAUCACGAAGCUUUGCAAGAAGCUGUUCCCGGCGACAACGUUGGUUUCAACGUCAAGAACGUCUCCGUCAAGGAAUUGCGUCGUGGUUACGUUGCCGGUGACUCGAAAGUCGCUCCUCCCAAGGGUGCUGCUGACUUCACGGCUCAAGUCAUUGUCUUGAACCACCCCGGUCAAAUUGCCAACGGUUACACUCCCGUCUUGGAUUGUCACACCGCCCACAUCGCCUGCAAAUUCUCCGAGAUCAAGGAGAAGUGCGAUCGUCGUACCGGCAAAACCACCGAGGAGAACCCCAAGAGCAUCAAGUCUGGCGACGCUGCGAUCGUCAUCUUGGUCCCAUCCAAGCCGUUGUGCGUCGAAUCUUUCCAAGAGUUCCCCCCAUUGGGUCGCUUUGCUGUACGUGACAUGCGUCAAACGGUCGCCGUUGGCGUCAUCAAGUCCGUCAACUUCAAGGAAGCGUCCUCGGGCAAAGUAACGAAAGCCGCAGAAAAGGCCCAAAAGAAAAAAUAACUAGAGAGUUCGUGCACCUACAACAAUAAUAAUUAUCAAAAACUACUGAUUACACGCAAAAAUUCUAUCAAUUCCCAAGAAACAAGUACCAUCAACGCAUAUAAAGCUGAUUUUAUUGGUAACCGCAACUGUUCAUUCGCAGGCGACGGCGACCUGACUUCGCCCGUGACCAUGUUCGAUUAUUCGUCGUAUUUAUUUCCGCAUCGCAAGGCAUUCAGGAGGAAAGAGAACGAGUCUCUCACGAUUCCCGCUCAACUUUCACCCAUAAUCGCCAUUCUCAUCAUCUCCCAAGUCAUCAACUUGUCUCUUUCUUCCCUCUUUCUCACUAGCUUAGUUGCCACUAAUGACUUCCCCAUCCAGUCAUGAUACUACGAUUUUCGUUUCAAACUAAUAAAAUUCAUUUAAAACCAAAAAACAAACUUUUGUACCAAUAAAACACACAAAAAAAACGUUGAAGAAGUAAUCUCAUGUGAAUGCAUUUAAUGAAAAAUAAAAAAAAACGUGCAAUAUCUGAUUAUUUUUUCUAUUUUAUUUAAAAAAAAAGUUGAGAAUAAUUUUUGUGAUAAAACGAAAAAUCGUCGUUAAGUUUUCUUUGUUACUAAUAUUAUUAAAUUAGCUCAUUUUGCCAAUGAACAAAAAAAAACACAAGUUACAUUCAGGGAAUUUCAGAGAACAGCCCUCCGACGAUGAACUGUAAUUUUAAUAGGAAUUACCAACAAAAGCAGCUUAUUUAUAUGUGCGACCACACAAACACACAAAACAAAUAUUUGCGCAAAUUUCAUGAUAUUAUAAAUUAUUAUUAUUAAUAUCCGUACUCUUAAUAACUUACUAAAAUAUUUAAACCAACAACAACAAAAAUAAAUAAUGUCAACGUAAUGAUUGGAAAUAUUUAAUGUAUCAGUAAUUAUUAUAACCAAAAAUAAAAAAAAUAAAUAAAAAU
Culicoides brevitarsis is the source of this 2380-nucleotide messenger RNA. RefSeq names its product elongation factor 1-alpha 2. Lineage: Eukaryota; Metazoa; Arthropoda; Insecta; Diptera; Ceratopogonidae. Bases 52 to 1440 code for a protein of 462 amino acids. The record is from RefSeq and is a predicted model, not a curated record. Gene Ontology annotation, biological process: translational elongation; translation. Gene Ontology annotation, molecular function: GTP binding; GTPase activity; translation elongation factor activity. The transcript is spliced from 2 exons.